Messenger RNA from Chiloscyllium plagiosum (whitespotted bambooshark), 3621 nucleotides. Its product is annotated as interleukin-6 receptor subunit beta-like. Gene Ontology annotation, cellular component: membrane. The record is from RefSeq and is a predicted model, not a curated record. NCBI's taxonomy places the organism in Eukaryota, Metazoa, Chordata, Chondrichthyes, Orectolobiformes, Hemiscylliidae. Gene Ontology annotation, molecular function: cytokine receptor activity; protein binding.
GCCGCGCUUUCUACAGCCGGCUCCAUACAGGGGUCUGCGGCACUGACCAAACACCGACCGGGGAGAGGGAGCUGAGCAGCUCAAGAGGAGGACGAGCAUCCAAUAGAGGGCGACAGAGAGACAUCACUGAGGAGCAUUCUGGGAGAAGUCAGCUCAUUCGGCAUGACUGAACAGUGAAUCGAGGAAGAAUCUGGUGUCAAAGAAUGUUGUCGUUUUAAAUAACUGACUGGUUUGGAAAAUUCAGAGGGCAGUUGAGGGUUAACCACAAUGUAUGAGUUAGACUCAUGGAAGCUAGGCCAGGUGGUGAAUCACUCAACACCAUGUGGAAAUCUGUGGAUUUAAGGUCUCUGCUCUGUUGCCUUGUUUAUCUGCUUGGACCUCAUAUAGGAGUUCUUUUGGAUGCACAUGAAUGUCUCAGGAUCACAGUCAGUGCCAACCCUGUGCACUGGGGAUCAUCACUGGUUGCUACCUGCAAAAUAAUAAACACCUCCUGUAUUAUGGGCUCUAUCACUCACGCCUCUCAGAUAAUGUGGCAACUGGAUAAUAUGUAUAUUGUGAAGACACAAUACACAGUUAUGGACAGGACCAUGUCCCAGGUCAACAUUUCUGCUUUCAAACAAACAGUUGGAAAUCUCACCUGUGAGAUUCCACAAAGAGCAGGAGGGAUUCUGCAAAAUGGAGUGCGAAUCCAAGCUGGCUUUCCUCCAAUGAAGCCAACAAAUUUAACCUGUGUAACAAGCUGGAAGGAAAAAAUCAGCAUGACAUGCAGCUGGGAUCCAGGCAGAGACCCUUACAUCCGAACAACCUACACACUCCGCAGAAUAAAGAAUCUGGGUAAGUGUCAUAAUCAUGGAAUGGAUGCAGAGUGGAGUGACUGCUUUUCUCAAGAUUCCCAUUCCUGUACUGUGCCCCGUGACAAACUCCGUCUCUUCUCCACUGAUGAUAUCUUUGUUCUUGCGGAGAAUGAGCUUGGAUCCCAAGUAUCUGAUGUCCUGUGCCUUGAUGCAAUGGAUGUAGUGAAGCUAGAGCAGCCUGUCUAUCCCAUCGUACAAGCAGAUCAACAAAACAGCCACUGUCUGAUUAUAAGCUGGACAAUGAAUAUUAAACUACAAAUUAAAUGCCAGUUGCAGUACAGAGAAUAUGGAGAGUCUGCGUGGAGACAGAUGGUGGCUGUCAUCAACCAACUGCAGAAAGAGGAGCGCCUGUGCCAGUUGUCACCAGGCACUGAGUACCUCAUCCGUCUGCGCUGUAUGUUGUAUGAUACAACUCGAUACUGGAGCGACUGGAGUGCAGAAUACUCUGGAUGCACUGCAGAAAGCUCUCCUGUGGGGAUACCUGAAGUCUGGUGGCAUUUUGAAGGUCCUGUUCAAGGUGAAAACAUGUACAUUCGAAUGUUUUGGAAAGAACUGAAGAAGUCAGAAAUGAAUGGGAAGAUCCGUGGCUACAGAGUGACAUUUGGAUGUGAACCUGACACCAAUCAUCCUGAGGUCACUUUGUGCAAUACAACAAGUUUGAGCUGCAGAAUCUCAACUCCGAAAGGAGAUGGCAACAUCUGUGUUCGUGCUUACAACGCUGCUGGGCACUCACCUGCUGCAUUGCUGGCACUGCCUACUCUCCACCAGACAGGUAUUGCUGCCCUUCGUCCAUUCGUAAACAUCAUCCCGAUUACAGAGCAUAGUCUCCAAAUUUAUUGGACACAUCCAAGCAUCCCAGUUCUUGGUUACAUAGUAGAAUGGUGUAAAAUGUCAGAAGAAUAUUCUUGUGAAAUCAACUGGAAGAAAGUUUCAGCAGACAGCACUGGUUCCAUCCUACAAGAGAAUAUCGAACCCAUGAAACGUUAUGCCAUCUCCAUCUACCCUCUCCUUUUAAAAGGACUUGCACUUCCAUAUUCUACUGAAGCCUAUUCCAAGCAAGGUGCCCCACUGACUGGCCCGAAAGUAAGUGCAAACCGUAUUUGGAAAUCUAAGGCUGAGGUAAUCUGGGAGGAGAUUCCGACCAGCAAGCGCCAAGGUUUCAUUCGGAAUUACACAAUAUUCUACAGCGAUAAGACAGGGCCUGUUCAAUAUAUUGUGAGAAGUGAUCUAGAAAGGAGAUACACGUUGACUGGGCUUCUGGCUGCUACUAAUUAUGAGGUGAAAGUCAUGGCAACAACUGAUGCAGGUGGAACAAAUGGUUCAGUCUUGAAUUUUACCACAAAGAAAUCUGAUGAUGGGAACAUCUUGAUUAUCAUUGCAUGGCUUUUCCCAAUUCUCCUUCUCUUGAUGUCCAUUCUGCUUUUGACGUACUUUCUUCUCAGAAAGAUGUUAACUGGACAACUAUGGCCCAAGAUACCAAACCCUGCAAACAGCACCCUUGCUAACUGGACCCCAGGGAGGAAAGCCCAGGAUUGGAAUUGUUUGGAAGGAGUUCCUGACCAUGUUGUUUCCUCUGUUACGUUACUUCAGAGAGAUGCAAGACAAAACACUGCUUUUGGAGCAAAAUCAAAACCCUUGCUUGAUGAUGAAAAUGCUCUGAGCAUUGAUUUGAAUAUAAAGAGCACCAAUGGUGUAGAGACCCCGCACUGUUGCUCAGAGGGGCGUAAUUAUGUUGUUUACAUGCCAUACCACAAUCUUCCUGAGGAGGCUCAGUAUGCAACUGUGAUGCACUCGAAAGACCAGAUAGGUCCACCCACACUCUUCUUGAGGUCAAAUUCCACUCAACCACUUCUGCAUGAAUUAACCUCAAGUCCCAAACCGUAUGAGAAUCCAUGGUUUACAAUGUCUGAUACAAAUCACAGUGAAUUGUCCCAGGACUUUUCACUGUCAGAUAUUAUGGUUGAAGAGGACGAAAUCCGGAAAACGUUCCCACUUUUGUGGGGUCUAGUGUCUGAGCACAAAGCUGAUUAAGUGGUGACACAGUUGUGACCUGUUGGUGAAUUACAGAAAUGGUGAUAUAUUGAUGAUGCAUUGAUGCUUCAAAAGGUGCCACAAUCAUCAGUGCUGAAUGGUGACAGCUCUGCUCAGUGUGUAGGUGCGAGCAACACCAUUGGCCCAAUUCCUCUGCUAUUUCUGCAUAAACCUGCAAAUUUUUUCUUCCCUUCGUGGAAUUGUCUACAUUCCUUUUGAAACCACUUGUGAAUCUGCUUCCCCAACAAUCUCAAAGUGCAUUCUGGAUCUCAACCAUUGGCUCCGUAACAAUGCUUUUCUCCUGUCACUUUUGGUACUUUUGCCGAUCAUCUUAAAUCAAUGUCGUCUGCUUUUUGACCAUUCCACCAAUGGGAAAAAUUUCUUCAAGCCAUUCUAGAACAUAGAACAGUACAGCACAGUAUAGGCCCUUUGGCCCUUGAUGUUGUGCCGGUUUUCUAUCCUACUCUGAGAUCAGACUAACCUACGUGCCUUUCAUUGUACUAACUUCCAUGUGUCUAUCCAAGGGUUGCCUUAAAUGUCUGUGAUGUAUCUGACUCUACCACCACUACCUGGCAGUGCAUUCCACGCACCCACCACUGUCUGUGUAAAGAACCUACAUCUCCCCUAAAACUUUCUCCAUUUACCUUAAAAUAAUGCCCUCUUGUGAUAGACAUUUCUGCCCGGAGAAAAUGUCUCUGACUGUCCACUCUAUCUAUGCCUCUCAACAUCUUGUACA